This is a messenger RNA of Ictalurus punctatus (channel catfish), 4997 nucleotides long. RefSeq names its product F-box and leucine-rich repeat protein 4 (gene fbxl4). Gene Ontology annotation, biological process: SCF-dependent proteasomal ubiquitin-dependent protein catabolic process. The record is from RefSeq and is a predicted model, not a curated record. Gene Ontology annotation, cellular component: SCF ubiquitin ligase complex. NCBI's taxonomy places the organism in Eukaryota, Metazoa, Chordata, Actinopteri, Siluriformes, Ictaluridae. Gene Ontology annotation, molecular function: protein binding. The transcript has 8 exons. Bases 511 to 2325 code for a protein of 604 amino acids.
CGCGUAACCGCUUCCCCGGAUGUUGCUAUAGGAAGUAAACAAUAUGAGACCCCGCAAUGACACAUGAGCAUAAAUAAUAUAUAUAAACAUUCACAAAUUUACGUAUUGAGUAUAGUUACAUGCGUGGAGGGACAGAGGGAAGAACAGAUGGACUUCCGGUUUUCGGAGCUGUCAUGCAUGCAGCUCGGCCUUUAGGAAUGUAGACGCCUUACCACCAGCACCACCACCACCACCCCGUGUCCCCUCUGUGUCCCCUAUGUGUUCCCCAUCCUGCCUAUUUUACGCUUCUCAGCAUGUAGCUUAGCUUAUGAUAUAGUUAUAGAUAUGUUAUAAUAGUUUGAUAUGUUAUAGCUAUGUUAUAAAUAGUAUAUAUUAUCUUUAACAGCAAGCUCAUCUACGUGCCAAUGUUCCCUAGAAAGCAGCUUAGUGUAACUAAAUAGCCUAGUUAUUUAUAUAAUGUAUAAAUCCUCCUUCAAGUAGUCCCUGUUGCCUGUGCUCCCUAUUUUCCCUAUGCUCACUCUUCUGGGCGUGUGUUCCUUCGUGUUUGUGCAUUGGCGUCGGUGCAGGAGCGGCUCACUCAACGAUGCUGCGUUUCACUGCGGAAGCACAGCUCUUCCCAUCGUCACGAAGAUGGAGGCAGAGUUGGAUCAGUACGCCAAGGAAGUGCUGGACUUCAGCUCUCAUUACGGCAGUGAAGGGAGCAUGUCGUACACGAUGUGGAACGCAGCCGGAGCCCCCAGCGUGUUCCCGAGCUCAGGGGACUUCACGCACACGGCCGUGUUCCGCACGUACGGACACUGGUGGGAGGACGAGCACGCAAAGCAAAGUUUCAGCCGCACGCCACGCUCCUUCCACAGCCGAGAUUUUCUCGAGGUGGCAUUUGAGGAGCAGGUUUUCCCCACCGCCAUCACCGUUCUGGAGACGUACCACCCCGGGGCCAUCGCCCAAAUCCUCGCCUGCUCGUUUAAUCCCUAUGCUGAAAACCACCCUACUGAUAUCAGGUGGGAAGUGCUGUGGGCGGGGGAGCCCACCAAAGUCGCCAGUCCUCAGGCACGUCUGUUUUGCCCCGCCAUCCGUCAGGUUAGCUUCGCCACCAAUUUACUGCGUUUGGAAGUAAACAGCUCUCUACUGGAUUAUUACACCGAGCUGGACGCCAUUGUGCUGCGUGGUGUGCGCAACCACGUCAGCAGCAUCACCACGCCCCUCAUUAUUGCCAACACCACACCCAACAAGGACAGUGACGUGCUUAGCAAGGAUGUCAACAUGAGCAACGGCUACUUCGACAAACUACCCUAUGAGCUGAUCCAGUUGAUUGUGAGCCACUUGGCUGUGCCAGAUCUGUGUCGUCUGGCUCAGAGCUGUAAGCUCCUACAGCGCCACUGUUACGACCCGCUACAGUACAUUCAGCUCAGCCUGCAGCCUUAUUGGUUCAGCUUGAACGAUCUGUCUCUGGUGCACUUACAAUCCCGCUGCGCAGUCCUGCAGCGCCUCAACAUGUCCUGGACCGGAAACAGAGGAGCCGUCACGGCAAGCGGAUUCUGCAGUUUCAUCAAGGCAUGCGGAGCGACCUUGGUGUGUUUGGAGCUGUCGUGUUGUCACUUCCUGAACGAAGUGUGUUUGGAGGUGAUCGCGCAGACGUGCGUGAGCCUUCAGGAGCUCGAUCUUGCGUCAUGCGACCGUCUCGAACCUCAGGCGUUCAACCACAUCGCUAAACUCGCACGCCUGCGCCGACUCGUCCUGUACCGCACCAAGAUUGAGCAAACUGCCAUAUUGAGCAUCCUAACUUUCUGUACUGAACUGCGACAUCUCAACUUAGGCAGCUGCGUGAUGAUUGAGGACUACGAUGUGGUGGUGAGUGUGUUGAGCGCCCGUUGUCGUUCCCUCGUGUCUCUGGAUUUGUGGCGCUGCAGGAGUCUGAGCGAGCGGGGCCUCGCCGAGUUAGUGUCGGGCUGCGGCGUUUUAGAGGAGCUCGACCUGGGAUGGAGCUCCGCCCUCCACAGCGGCUCCGCCCUCCACGGCGGAUCUGCCUCGUUCAGACAUGCGGCGCGCAGACUGAGCCGCCUGCGCAGACUCUACCUCACCGCUAACCGCAAUAUCUGUGACGCGGACCUGGAACACAUCGCAACACACUGUCCUGCACUGGAGCACCUCGAUAUACUGGGUACACGGUUGGUGAGUCCGGCUGCUCUACGCAGGCUGCUCCAGUCGUGUCCCCGCCUGCGUCUACUUGAUGUUUCCUUCUGCUCACAGAUUGACAUGCGGACCGUACAGGAGCUCAGCACGCUUUUCCCAAACGUCUCCAUCAAAAAGAGCUUCACCCAGUGACCCCUGACCUUUAACACUACUCACUUUGAUGAUGUUCUGAUGUUCUGCGGAUACUAGGACCCUGUACUCUGGCUCUCACAAGAUGCUCACCACAAUGAGCACAAACAUAAAACUGGAACUCUCUCACACACACACACUCACAUACACAUACACACACACACACACUCUUAUCCAUUGUGUUUAUCAGAAAUCACCUUUGAUGUGAUUUACACUUUUUUUUUUGUUCACAUUUCUUGAAGUGGCUAUUUUUAAUCUCAGGGAUUUAUUUUUAUAUUGUGCCAUUAUUAAUUGCAGAUAAAUCCCAGUAAAAAAAACAGCAUUGUUUUAUAACAAACUCACAUUCUCUGAAAUAUGAACAAGUCAGUUUACCACUCCUAUUGUUUCCUUUUAAUGAACAUAAGAAGUAGAUAUUGAUUUAUUUUUUUAACAACAGCCAACUCGCAGACCAACAGCAGUUCGUACUGAAAGUGAAUAAUAAUUGUCUGGUGUGAAAGCCAGCUUUGAUUCAUUUUGAUUCUGCCAGCGAGUAACCCUUCUUUGUCUCGAGUGCAUGUAGGUGAAGAUAAAAUAAUUGGGCAAUCUGUAAUCUUUUUUUGAGAAAAAAAAAUCGCUUAAAUUGAGGAAUCCUAGUCGUUCAUCUUUUCUUUAUACAUAAUUAUCCUAAAAUACAGUGUAAUACUUUUUUUUCCCAAUUGUCCUUUUUCUUCACAUGUAACACCGCCCCCUAGUGGACACAUUUACGUUAUGUUGACAGACGCUAGUCUGAACGUCUGCUCACGAUGAUGGAAAACGCUCGAAGAUAUGAAGACUCAGAAUUAUAAAUCGAGUCCAAAGCAUAGUGCACACUAUACAGUUUGAACUCAUUUCCCAGUCGACAACUAAUUUUGGCUCAGGAGGUAGAGCGGGUUGUCCACUAAUCGUAGGGUUGGCGGUUCGAUUCCCGACCCACGUGACUCCACAUGCCGAAGUGUCUUUGGGCAAGACACUGAACCCCAAGUUGCUCCCGAUGACAAGCUGGCAUGUUGCAUGGCAGCUCUGCUACCAUUGGUGUCUGAGUGUGUAUGAAUGUGUGAAUGAGAAACGCUACUUCGUAGCGUAGAAACGCUAAGGUUAAAAAAAAAGCACUAUAUAAGUGCAGACCAUUUACCAUGAAUUUCAGAGUACAGAAACAGCCAAUGAGAGCCUGAGACUAAAUCGCAUUAAUCCGCUGGAACGCGCAGCAGAUCCCUGAAUCCAGUUUAUCACCCUUCUGUUUGUGUGGGAGUGAGAGGGCAAAAUGUAAGCACAAUAAUAAUACGUCUGUAUAAUAAAAAUAUUUAUUCGUGUGAUACCAAGGGGGCACGUUUGCCUCGCACCUCCAGGAUUGUGGGUUCGAAUUGUGCCUACACGCUGUGUGCAUGGAGUAUGCAUAUUCUCCCUGUGCUUCAGGGAUUUUCUCCGGGUUCUCCAGUUUCCUCCCCCAGUCCAAAGACAUGUGAUGUAGGCUGAUUGGCAUUUCCAAAAUGUCUAGAAUGUAUGUGAUUGUGCCCUGUGAUUGGUCGGCACUCCGUCCAGUGUGUCCCCUGCCUUGUGCCCUGAGGUCCCUGGGCUAGUCUCCUAGCAGUUAUAGAAGUCAUACCAAAACAUGAUUCCUCACAGCGCACAGUAUAAAAAGUUCUUUUUUCCCCCCACUAUACAUUCUCUCCACAUCUUCCUAACCAAUAUUUCCUCCACAUUUGCUCUUCUUUCUCUUUUUUCUUGUUGCCCGUGCAAAAUAGUGUCAGAAAGCCAAUAGAAAGUGACAGACAUCUCAUGUUUAUUUUUGUGAGAAAGAGGGAUUCUGAGAUCUUGAUAAUCAUGUAGUGUGCACUUGGCUUAAAACGAUUAACGCCGUCCUAACGCUGUCUCGUGUUAACGUUUGAAUGUUCUGACUCGGUAAACAUUUCGGUAACACCCCCUUGAAAUUAUUUCUAGACCAGGCUCAAGUAUUUACUGGAAAACGAAUGAACCGGCAUUAAGCAGCUUUCACCUAAAUAUCUUCUCAAUAGCUAAUCCAACAUUGUAAUAGAGAUGCGAUCCUGUCAGGACUGACCCUAACCCUAACCCUAGCACUGUCAGCAACGCUAACAGGACAAACACUAAACUAGACUGUACCUGCACCAGUCGGGGGCGCUGAUUAGAAGUGUUGAUUUGGUGUCUGUGCAAGCCUUAUAGUAUACACGUACAGUAUACACACAUGCCGUGUCCGUGUGUUUUAUAUGUGAGUAUAGAUUUUUAUUUUUAGAUCAUUUUUGAGGUUCUCAGAAAUUAAUUAAUUCUCAGAUAAUAAUGAUAAUUAAGUGUUUAAUCACUGAUGAAAUAAAAAUAGCUCUCAGACAUCCAGUCAGUGUUUUGAACCCAGCUCUUUUCUACUGAUGGCUUCAUUUAUGCGUUGUGUUAUCUAAGAAUGAAACAUGAAGUGUGUUGGAUUAUUUAUUGAAGCUGUGAGUUAAACACGUUCCAUCAACAUUGUGUGUGUGUGUGUGUGUGUGUUCACUGUCUUCCAUUUCCUUCGAAUAACAUGCUGAAUGCUAAACAGUAUGUCAGUGCCUUAUAUUGAAGAAGUGAUACUGUGUGUGUGUGUGUGUGUGUGUGUGUAUGAGAAACACAAUUGUGAGUGUAAUAAAUACAAACGAUAUGGCUUAAUUUCUCAC